UUACCCUAACCUGCCUAGAUAUCCUAAUUUAGUCAAGCCUGAGGGAACUGUGUACAAACAAUUCAGAUACGCCUUUGGAGAAAUGGGGAAACCAGCAUGUCAGAAUUCACAAUCUCCUUGUAAUACCUUGAUAAUGCCCAUGUGAUUAUACACAUUGGUUUUCUAAUAUGUCCCAAAAACACGCACGCGCGGGCACACACACGCGGAGCCGCUGAGCGCAUCUCGUCUGUGGUUUGCUGGUGAAGUUGGAGCGGGUGGAGGUUUGUCCUCCUCCUCCUCGAUUGACUCCUCCUCCAGCGCUCCGCUCGAGUUCGCCGUGAUUUCAUACCGAAGUCAUACUUCACAUUCCAGCUUUACUGUCAAAUCAGGAGAAAUAUUUCUUCAAAAACAUCAGCGCGGUUUGCUUUUGUAAAUGAGCUCCUGCGAUAAAGCCUGAAAUCUCCCCUUUGCGCGCAGCAGAGCAGAGCUUUGCGUUUAAGACUCGGAGCCCAUAGUCAUGGUGAACUCCUCUCUGCAUCUCGAUUCCACCGAUGUACAAGGCGAGCUACUGGACAAACUGGUAACAGCGGGAAAGCCGUGCAUACGGAGUGCUGGGUGUGAGGGCUCACGCAGGGGCCCAGGUGGAGCCGCCACCAUUGCAGCCAACGAGUGGAGCACCAGCGAGAGCCCGGAGGAGGGCCAGGAGGAUGAGGUGGACGGGAUGGACAAAACCGGAAUGGACGGGGAUGCGGAGGGCGUCUGGAGUCCUGACAUUGAACAAAGCUUCCAGGAGGCUCUGGCCAUUUAUCCACCCUGUGGCCGCAGAAAGAUCAUCCUCUCAGAUGAAGGAAAGAUGUAUGGUCGUAAUGAAUUGAUAGCAAGAUAUAUAAAGCUGCGAACUGGAAAAACACGCACACGGAAACAGGUAUCUAGUCACAUACAGGUGUUAGCAAGGAAGAAAAUGCGGGAAUAUCAAGCAGGCAUAAAGGCCAUGAAUUUGGAUCAGGCUUCAAAAGACAAAGCUCUUCAGAACAUGGCGGCUCUGUCCUCAGCUCAGAUCGUGUCUGCCAGUGUGAUGAAGAGUCAGCUUCCUCCUCUUCCUCAGCACCCAUACCCUCCUCCAGCCCGGUUUUGGCCCGGCCCCAUCCCAGGACAGCCUGGACCUUCUCAGGACAUCAAGCCCUUUGCACCGAGCCCGUACCCUACCCUUCAGCCUCCACCCAUAUCAAGUUAUGAGCAGUUACCUGCUCCACUCCCCCCGAGUGCAACCGCUGUGCCUGUGUGGCAGGACCGGACCAUCGCCUCCUCAAAAUUGCGAAUGCUGGAGUACUCCGCCUUCAUGGAGGUCCAGAGAGAUCCUGAUACUUACAGCAAGCACCUGUUUGUCCACAUCGCCCAGACAAACCCCUCAUACACAGAUCCGCUGCUGGAGGCCGUGGACAUCCGUCAGAUCUACGAUAAAUUUCCAGAGAAGAAAGGAGGCCUGAAGGAGCUGUAUGAGAAAGGCCCACAGAACGCAUUCUUUCUCGUCAAAUUCUGGGCUGAUCUGAACAGUAGUAAUGUUCAGGAUGGCGCAGGCUCUUUCUACGGGGUCAGCAGUCAGUACAGCAGUGCUGAAAACAUGACCAUCACUGUGUCCACUAAAGUGUGCUCGUUUGGCAAGCAAGUGGUGGAGAAGGUAGAGACGGAGUAUGCGCGUGUGGAGGGUGGGAGGUACGUUUACAGGAUCCAUCGCUCACCUAUGUGUGAAUACAUGAUCAACUUCAUCCAUAAACUCAAGCAUCUGCCCGAGAAAUACAUGAUGAACAGCGUACUGGAGAACUUCACUAUACUGCAGGUCGUCACAAACCGAGACACUCAAGAGACUUUGCUCUGCAUUGCGUUUGUGUUUGAGGUGUCGACAAGCGACCACGGUGCACAGUAUCACGUUUACAGACUCGUCAAGGACUGAAUGACUGCCGUGCCCAAACACUAAACUCAAAAAAGAGGAAAACUAGACAACCUGAAGCUCAGAAACACAAUCAUGGACAAAACACACAUGUCGGGAUUCUCUGCACUAGGUUGUGUUGUAUAUUUAGUCGUGUUCCUUAAAGGAGAUGUACUUUCAGGGAUAAUUCUGUUUCUUCCUUUGUACUUAUAUAUAUAUAUAUACAUAUUAUUUUUUGUGAGAUGAAAAGCUGUUGAAAGUCUGGUGGGUUCAUUUUGAUUGUGACCCUUGUCAUGUAUGGUACUAAACUCUGAAGGCACAAAGGUCUUUUUUAAAAGUGAUUGAGGAAAGUAAUGCUGGUUGAUAUGAGUUUUUUGCUGAUCAGGAACUUGGCGAUUGCAUAUGUUUGCUACCUCUUGGACAGAUCAAGGCUCAGAUUGUGUUGAGGAGGAUCUGUGGGUUUUGAGAAUAAAAAGGAGAUUUUGUGUAGGAAAGAGACACUGAAUGUUUGAUUUAAUGGGAAGUGCAAGUUACAAGAAGUUUGGGAUUGAUGUUACAUGAAUGUCACACACUUUGGAGGCCUGUUUGCACCAAGAAUGAUAGCUGUAGAGAUAACGAUUUGUAUCUUAUCGUCCUCACAAGCGGACAAUGAAAAUUUGUAUUAUUUAAAGUGCCAUUUUAAGAUUUGUAUUGGCUCCUGCGUUAUUCAGUGGUUGUUAUCUUGGAAUUACAUACAAGGGAAUGUCAUGACUGAACAAACAGAAUCAAGUAUUUCAGCUGUGUAAUAGAUACGGGAUAAUGUACAUCCAGCCGGUUUUCAACAUAAGACUAAAGGGCUUUAUUCUGUGAAAGCGUCUUGCUACAUGUACAUUAUCCUUCACAAUUAGACACAAAAUAUUAAUCUGAGCUGUAAUUACUAGCUCUUAUUAAACGUAAAGUUGAAAGAAGGCAAGAAAGCAGGCUGGAUAAAGCCUAACCUAACCCUCAUAUAUUUAUAUUCAGUUGUUCAGUUGCAAGAUGGCGCCAAACAGAACACACAAAAUGUUGAUUUAAAUUGACAUUAUUUUGCCUUGAAAGGUCUACGUUGGCUCUCAGUUUGUUUGUUUUUUAAUCUCUAAACGGUUUCAGAUUGGGUGUCAAUGGAGUGAAUGAGUUUUAUUUUCUACAAAGUACUUUGCAUUGGCUAUCAUUAGUCUUUUUCCCCCUAAAACAAAUCUGUUUGGAUGUUUUAUUUUUCUGCAAAUGAUUCUCAUUGGCUAUCAGUUUAUUUGUAAGCUUUAAGAUUUAUUUUUAAUGCUUUGUUUACACCAGGCAUGGCACGCAUGAAUGAAUUGCGCUGUUUGCGUGUAAAUAGACAUGUAAACAUUUUGGAUUUACUAGCUCCCUUCGCACAUCAAAUUUGCUUCAUUAACACGUCAAAUUCACUUUACAAUAAAUGCGGAUUUGCGUCAUGGACAGGGCUUUUGUAUACAUGGUGAAUGUAGCUUCAUUGCUAAAUGGCUAACAUGGAUUUUAUUGAGACAGUAGCUCUGCUUUGUGUACUUUAGGAAGACUGAAAAACAGUGUAGAUUUGUUCGAGUUCACUAGAUCCUUUCAGAGGUGCACCCAGCUAGAGCCGAGUUUGAUAAACUGUUGUCUGGUGUCGGCAGAAGGAUUUUCCCUCAGGACACUAACAACAGACACUAUGUCAUAAUCACUCCCCUACAAGAGCAAGCUCAUGAUUGGUUUACGUGGCACAAAUGUCUGCUAAAGUUUAGAUUUCCCAACUCGAGCGAUUCGCAUGAAUCACUCGUUAAAUGCGAAUCGUGCCACAGAAUGUCUACUUGCGUCAUUGCAUUGACUUAACAUGUCAAUCACUCAAGCUUGAUGCUUAAUCCGCAUUCGGUGUGAACGCAGCAAAAGUAAUAAGGUUUCCCAGUUUCCCUGUACUGGGUUGUGGCUGGAAGGGCAGCAGUUGCGUAAAACAUAUGCUGUAAAAGUUGGCGGUUGACUAGGUGAAAGAAAAAUGAAUGAUGAAUAAAUGUUAUAGGAUUUUUUCUCUUCGUAAAAUAAGUCUGAUAUGUUGUCAGAGAUUUCAUAUAAAACAAUUCAAAAUCAAUGUUUUUUUCUAUAAAAGGAUUCUAAUUGACCCUUCGCUAAGCCACACCCAAAAACCACCACCCACCAAUCGUGGCUUAGAAUCCGCAGCUACGCGCAGGAGGCCUGUCAAGCUUUUGAGUGGGAGAAACAGGCACUUGCAAUCAACAUACUUCACCCGCAGCUGUUUUUUAGUAAUUUAUAACCCUCAUGUCCAUGUCAGAGCCAUACCUGUCAACACUUCCAAUUUUCCCGGGAGUCUCCCGUUUUUCAGACCCAUCUCCCGUAUUGUUCUGUCUCCCGGAAAACUCCCGGAAUUCCACCCCCAGCCCCACCCCAUCUACCUUAGUGAUUUCUGUUUCAUGGUUGAUUUCAAAUAAAUUGUUCCUCAAUGAGAUUAUAAUUAUAAUUUAGUGUUGGAGUCUACUAUUCUUGUAGAUAUAUGAACAAUCAUCAAAGCUUUAUUUUCAUCAUUAUUCUUUAUAGUUAUCAUCAUUGGUGUAUACAGGUGAUUUGCCUUGAAUUUUGUAUGUUUCAAUAAGUGCUAAUGUGUGAGCUGUUUCUACCUCCUGCUGUUACAUGAAUACACAAAAGUGCAUUUGGAGCAUUUUUACAGCAGACUUUAACCAUUUUGCCAUAAUGAAUAUUUUGAAAGACGACAAAUGCAUGGUUUUACUCGACCGCCCUCAUUUUGAGUGCCUUAUUACUUUUGAGUCGGCCUUUGCCAUACUGGUAAAUGAGCAGGAAAAUUCUGUAUAUCAGGUAAUGCUGUACAAAACAAGAGACAAAUCUGACAUUGCAUAAUGAGGUUACAGCGGGACAUAUCUUAUCUUGGCAUGUGACACUUUGUUUGAUUUUUUUCAGUGUUUUAAUCAAGAACUGUAUGCUAAUUACGUAAUUACUAAAAACAUACACUAAACUGGGUGCUUGUAUUUUUCUGAAAAAAAGAAAAACAAUAUGUUUUUUAAAGAAAUAUUGUAUAUUUAUGUAAAAUAUCAGUUUUUUUGUUUGUUUUUUAGAGUGGUAACAUUUGCCAUUGGUUAAAAGAAGAAAAUGAACAGCACAAACUGAAAUGACCCUGUAAUUCCAUAUCAAAAUGUGCAAUAAGAUCUGGGCUAUUCCGAUCCAUAAGUUCUCAGGUUUUUUUUUUUUUUUUUUUUUUUUAGUAAUUCAGAAACACUUUUUGCAAUCUUCGCAUAUACAGUAAGUGAAGUCUUGGAUUCUUCCCAAAAAUGAAAAUUCCCUCAUAAAUUACUGUCCCUCAUGUGGUUUUAAACCUUUAAGAGUUUCUUUCUUCGGUUGAACACAAAGAAAGAGAUUUUGAAGAAUGUUUUAUUUGUGUUUAUCAGAAGAAUUAAAUUAAAACAGGUUCCGAAGAAGUACAGUAAUUAAAUGAUGGUAAAAUUCUCACUUUUGGGUAAAUAUCCCUUUAAAACCUGUUCACAUGAAGAGCAAAAACUUUAUUAGUAUUCGCAAUAAUGUUCUGUUUGUUGUAAAUACAUGCUGCAGUUUUCUGCCACUCUGAAUGCUUGAGUCUUGAUUCUGUUUUGCUCUUGGUGUGUUUAUAACAUCGUAAUUUCAUGCCAUUUUUUUUUAACCCAGUGGCUAAUUUGUAUUAAUUUGUAUCGCAUUUAUACAUUUUAAAACGGUUUGCUAGACUCAUUUUGAAAACGCACCGCUAUAUACAUUUCUGGUGAGCGCCAAAUAUGUCGCAGGAGCUACAUUUUUUUAGUUUUUGUUUUCACGAAUCCACCAGAGUGUAUGAUUUUUGAGAUCUCAAAUUUCUCUCGCGAGUGCAAUUCGCGUCUGCCAUUCUUGCGAAAAUCCACCAGAGGCUGCUGUCGAUUGGUUAGGAUUGGACUAACCAAUCGACUGACCAACCCUCCGUCUUUUCUAAUCCUAACCAAUAGUGUUUUCAAAAGCACCAAUUGACCCGCUCACCCACUUCCCUAAACCUAACCGACAGUUUUAAAUAGCAAUCCAAAAAAAGGAAAGCCCUUGCCUGAUUUCUACUACGUUUUCAGAUUAUACCACAUUCUUACGCUGUUUUUGGCUUCUGUUUUUGUGUUUCUGGAAUCAUUAUUAGCCCGUUGUUGAGGUCAACUCCUCUUUAAGUCUCAAGUUAUGGAGACUUAUGUCAUGGUUAGCUAACUGGACAAACUGGUAACCGCAGCAAAGCCGUCUACAUGGAGAUAAGAUGUCAACUGGUAAGCGCGAAAAGGAACGGCAUCAUACCACCACGUAGCAUUCCUUUUAAAGAUGAAAUGCAGCCAUAUGUACUUCUGACUACAUAAUUCGCUAUCUCCAGAAAUUUAUAUAGGGCUACGUUUUCAGAAUGCGCCUAAGUUAAAGACAUUAAGGGGGUCAAACGCCGGAUGCGCUACUCGUUGAUGCGCCGCACCAUGCUGCGCAGCAACAUGCAUUUUUGAAUUCUAAACGUAGAUUUCUAUAAGAGUAUGCAAGUCGGCGGCUGUCCACGGCACCUAGCUAUGACUCAGAACACUGUUCAUAUUUGUGCCGCGUCAUAGAGAUUCAUCUGAAUAUUUACAUAUUAAAUAACAUUCGAAUAUGCGCGUCUGGAUUGCGAUUGUUCCAACUGUCUUGCGGGCUAUGUCACGGCACUGAGCGUGUGCAUCUGGUGUGCGACCCCUUUAGGGGCGAGGGACAUGUCUUUUUUUCAAAAUCUUAUGUUUUUAAAUUAAUGAAAUUUUAUGAAUUCGUAUGAAUUAAUAGUUUUUCUGAACAAUACGUAAAAAUAAUUAUAUUUUCCAGUGAGAUUGGGUUGGUUUACACACCAUAUUUAAGUAUAAACGUAAAACGUUUGUUGCAUUUUAGCAAUUAAUUUACAAGACUACAGCAUUUUAGGGGCCUAAAUCUGCAUAACUUUGUAAACAGGUUUUAAAGUUUUUGAAAAAUUAUUUCUGUAAAACCUCUGUAAAUCGCAAAAUGUGAUUUUGUAAAAAAAAAAAAAAGUGCACAUAUGUAUUAUGUAUUUGGUCAAGACGUACUGUUUGAGCGAGUAUUGACAAACUAAACAAAACUUGUGGACUACAGGACCGUAUGUUUGCCGAUGCAUAGUGUUUCGUUAUGAAGUGACAUCGCCACCUACUGGCCGGGAUGUAUAAUAUAUCAUUUUUAGUUGUUUUCACAGAUUCGUCUGAACAGGGAUCAUUUUGAGAAAUAAAAAUGUAAUUAAUUCAAUAAUACAUUUUAGCAAAUAGUGGUCGUAAAGCAAACAAACCCUUAGUGUUUUUAUAGUUCAUAAAGUAAUUUAGAAUCGUUCUUAAUAUCGUUCCUCAUACAACAAUCAUCUUCCAUACAUUUUAAAGACUCAACAUUGGCACUGUGUCGGAUAUAGUCAUUGAUAUUUAAUUGCAAUCAUAUUAUUAAUUUAUGGAAUUUAUGGUAUUUUGGUACAUUACUACAAAGUUUGUGCAAUGCAUCAUGGAAAGUGUGUGGUUUUGAAAUAAAGAUGAUUGUUUAUUUGGUUGUACAUUCUGCUUUUGGAAGUUCAGAUGCCAAACGUAUUUCUGUUUUUUGUAAAAUAUUCAUCUGUAAUAUCUUAACCAAAGAAUCAAAUGUGAACCGCAUCUGCCACAAAACCCAGUCUUGCCUUAUUGUGUGCUACAGGUCUUCUGUGACAUUUUAAAAGAAAAAAAAAAUGUGUUACUGCGUGAGUGUGUGAGAGUGUGGAUUUCUUUGUGAGAGAAAGAACAAAAUAGAAAUUAAUUUUGAAAUUUAACAAAUUGUUUUGUGUAUAUUUUAAGAAUGUUAAAGGAAAAGUUUUCUUGUCUGUUCUUUUUUCAUCUUUAUUUUUUUGCUUUGUUGGUUCCAAUACCAUUCUUGUCCUGGUUAUUAUUAAACAAGGGUUGUGACAUUUACAGUGUUUCAUGUAUCUGCCAAUAAAAAGUGACAUUGGAGCCCUGGAAGCUAAAA
Messenger RNA from Danio rerio (zebrafish), 7918 nucleotides. NCBI's taxonomy places the organism in Eukaryota, Metazoa, Chordata, Actinopteri, Cypriniformes, Danionidae. The record is from RefSeq and is a predicted model, not a curated record.